Molecule: messenger RNA, 1101 nt
Organism: Physella acuta
Lineage: Eukaryota; Metazoa; Mollusca; Gastropoda; Physidae
Product: GTPase IMAP family member 8
Molecular function (GO): GTP binding
Source: RefSeq, a predicted model, not a curated record
AUGGCUGGUAGUUGUUCACACCAGAAACAAAGUUUAACAAUAGCCAUUAUCGGGAAAACAGGCACGGGUAGGAGUUCAACGGGUAAUUCUAUUUUAGGCGAGGAUUAUUUUGAAACGUCGUCUUCCACGAGUACCACACAAUGUGUUUUAGCUGCGUCUAGAUGGGCACGGAGAGGGGAGACACUCGUACAAGUUGUUGACCACCAACCUUUGUUGGGCUGUGGCGAAGAAGAUGUCAAUAUAGAUGAGCUAGCUCUGUUGAUGACUGAGUGUCCUGAAGGGUUCAACGCGUUGGUCAUUGUGCUUGCAUAUGGUGAUAGAUUCACAGACGAAGAUGAAAAAUGCGUGGUGGCAGUUGAGAGAGUAUUUGGAGAGCAAUGUUUAAGAAACAACGGCAUCAUCGUUUUUACGAACGGAGAAGAUUUUGAUUCGUAUGAUGAUGAUGAUGGUGAUGAUGAUGAUGAUAACGCUGCUUUUCUCAAGUGGUGCAAGCGGCAGUCUGGGCCUGUGAAACAGCUCUUCGAAAAGUGCCUCUAUAGAAUCGUUUUAUUCAGCAACCUUGAGAAAAAAGAACAGUCAGUUAGUCGUUUUUUUAAAAUAGUCUCUAACAUAAAAGAACGCUAUACAGAUGAUAUUUUUCAAGUGUGUUUUGCAGCAUAUCAACAAUUGCUUGAAGAAAACAACCUAGUUUAUCUCAAGGCGAAUAUUCGAAAAAAAAUUGAUCUGCUGGCUUAUGAUGUUUGUCAAUUUGUUGACAAAUUAUCAGCGCGAAAUUCGAUGGAUAUCAUUAUGAACACUGACAAAGUAAAUAUAGAUUUUGAAAAAAUCGAUUUAUCGAUCAACGAUUUAUUAAAUGAAAUCGAAGAGCAAAUACAAAAAAAUUGUGCCCUGAAAGAGUUAAAAUAUAAAGUACAAAAGAUAAAAAAUGAGAUUGAGGAGACUAAGGGUAAAAUGCCGAACAUAUUGAAGUGGACAAAAUUUAAGAAAAACCUUUUGGUCAGCACCCCUGUUGUAAAUGCUGUAGCUGUUGCAAUAUCUGUGAAAGUAACACGCAACUGGAAAGAACAGUUCAAAAACGUUGUCCAAGCAUUUGUUGACUAA